AUGGACCCCACAGAAAACGACGUCGAAGUCUCUGAUGACGAUCUCAUGGCUCAGAUGGGCUUCUCAUCCUUCGGCGCUGCAUCACCACCCUCCAAGCGUCGCCGCUACAAUCCAAAUGCAGAUGCUUUACUGCCACCCAAGUCAUCUGCAACCGGCGCAAACUCCACAGCAUUAGGAACCGGCUCAAACAAGGAUGAGAUUUCCCUGGACGACGACGACGAAGGAGAUGUCAACUCGGAACAGAAAGUGCCAGCGCAAGCGCGCCCGGCUAGUCUACCCCAAAGACCUGCUCCAGCGCAGGCCACAGCUCAAGGCCAGCAUUCGGGAGCGCAUGGGCCAAGGGGUAAUAAGUUCACUGGAUACUACGACCGCAUGUCCAACGAGAAUCCCUGGGAGAAGAUCGAGAAGGCCCGGGGUUUGACGACAAAAGGAACUUGGAUUUCUCGAAAUGCUGGGAACGCUGCGACGAUAGGUGAUGCUCCUGCUUGA
Molecule: messenger RNA, 489 nt
Organism: Fusarium redolens
Lineage: Eukaryota; Fungi; Ascomycota; Sordariomycetes; Hypocreales; Nectriaceae
Exons: 1
Coding region: 1-489 (162 amino acids)
Source: RefSeq, a predicted model, not a curated record